AUGGGUCACGGUCCGGAAACCGAGUCAAUACCCAACUACAGCAUUCAUAAAUUGCUGUCGUGGCCCAAAAAACGACAAACCUCACAACAAGAUGGCCCCAGUACAACCGGGAUGAUGUUACGACUCUCGUUGUGGGUCUCAUUCGCCGCAUGGAUCUCGAACUUCGACACCGGCUAUGCAGGAAUCGUGCUCAUCAUGCCAUCAUACAAGCGAGCAUUCGGAAGCUGUGAACAGGUCCUAGACCCGGCUACAUAUGCUAAUAUCGAGCACUGCACGCUCACACCAUUGCAAGAAUCGCUUAUCAGCCUGAACUUCCUGUUUGUCGCCCUUGGCGGCGGAGUUGCAGGCGUAACUGGUCAACACUGCGGACGCAGGGGCGCAAUCCAAAUCGGAUGUGGAUUGGCUAUCAUAGGUGCCGCUGGAAUGCUCGGAACGACUGGCAGUUUCCUUCGCUACAUGGUGUGUCGCUGCAUUGGUGCCGUGGGAAUUGGUCAUCUAUUAGCGGCCGGCGCUACAUAUGGGUCUGAAUGCAUUGUACCAAGCAAGCGCGGCCUGUCUCUGGGGCUGUAUAAUGUUGGACUUGCAAUGGGAAAUGUUGCCUCGGCGGCAGUCUGUGCUGGAUCUGCUCGUCUCGAAUCGACCAAUGAUUGGCAGUGGAAGACGCCGAUUCUCAGCCAGAUUCCAUUGGGACUUAUCCUCGGUGCUGGGAUCGUGAUGCUGCCCGAAUCUCCUCGCUGGCUUAUGGGUCAUGGGCGAGAAGAGGAGGCAAGGAAGGCUUUCGGAGUGCUGUAUAGUCAGAGUCCAGAUUCACUCGCCGUGAGCGCCCAGGUCGAAGACAUUCGCGUUCAUCUUGCGAGCGAGCGAGCGGGGAAGAAGAAAGUUUCGGUGUUUGACAUCUAUCGCAAGAAGCAUAUCCGCCGCACUCUGACAUCAGCUCUGAUCUUGGCCGGAAUGGCCGUCACUGGUAUUCAAUUCGUGGCGCCAUAUGCUGCUCUGUUUUUGAAGGGGGUCGGCAUCAGCGAUCCUUAUCUCAUAAAUUGUGUCAUCGGCCUGUGCAUUCUCGUUGGGGCCCUGGCUGGUCCCUUCGUUGUUGAAUACGGCGGAAGAAGACUGUCGAUUCUAAUAGGCUACAGUCUCAUGGCUGUUUGCAUGUUGGUACUUUCCUCCGUGAGCUCCAUUGUCGGAGCCAGCAACUCUUCACAGCUAGCCAUUGUUGUGCUGCUGAGUAUCUGGGCUUUUGUCUUUGGUGCGACUAUUGCACCAACUGCAAAUCUAAGCUCUGUUGAGAUGCACAGUGUCUCACUUCGAACCUUUGGACAAGCAAACACAACGGUUUUCUACGGGAUCUUCUCAUUUGCUGCAAGUUUCUGGACACCGUAUAUGCUGAGUGCGAAUCACGGAGAUAUGGGCGCCAAUGUUGGCUAUUUUUAUGCAGGUGUCACAGUCGUGGUUGCGGGAUUGGCGUUUCUGCUUGUGCCUGAGACUGCUCAAUUGACCCUGGAGCAGAUUGAUGAGUUCUUCAAUUCAGGAGCAAAGGCUUGGAAGACUUCGGUCUCGAAGAACAAAGCAGCUACUCUUCCCAAGAAGGACAAGGAUUCAUCUGGGAGCAUCAGCGCUUGA
Penicillium brevicompactum is the source of this 1620-nucleotide messenger RNA. RefSeq lists its product as uncharacterized. Gene Ontology annotation, cellular component: membrane. Lineage: Eukaryota; Fungi; Ascomycota; Eurotiomycetes; Eurotiales; Aspergillaceae. Gene Ontology annotation, biological process: transmembrane transport; carbohydrate transport. Gene Ontology annotation, molecular function: carbohydrate:proton symporter activity. The record is from RefSeq and is a predicted model, not a curated record. The transcript has a single exon. Bases 1 to 1620 code for a protein of 539 amino acids.